Molecule: messenger RNA, 8136 nt
Organism: Psilocybe cubensis
Lineage: Eukaryota; Fungi; Basidiomycota; Agaricomycetes; Agaricales; Agrocybaceae
Exons: 10
Coding region: 1-8136 (2711 amino acids)
Source: RefSeq, a predicted model, not a curated record
AUGGUAAAACGCCCCAAAUCCCCCGAAAUCCGCGAAGAAGCGCGGUACUUCACCGUCUACCAGCCGUACCCACUGCACGCGAACUGGAUCAUGGAGGAGGACCAGAAGAAGUGCGCGAUGUGGGUCGCGGAGUGUAUUGGUGUGAAUCACUUGUGGGCGAUACAUUAUAAGCCGAAGGCUCGCGGCAUGAUCCUCCUCGAAGUCUCCCGCAAAUUCACCGACCACGGGCGCCUUCUAGGCGAGCACCGCUGGUCAUCCACACUCACCUCGCCCGACCCGCUCGAAGCACGCGCUGCGACGAAGGUAUUUCACAGCUUUUAUACGACGGGGCGGGACGCGCAGAAGGAUGGGUGGAAGGCGAUUGCGAUUCCGAAUGUGUGGUUUAAGGAUUGGGUCCCGGGCAAUGGGUUAUUCGUCCGCCCGUAUCCAGCUACACAUUGGUGUGCGGUCCCAGUUGAAGACAGAACCAACAAGCCCAUGUGCAGACCACUCCCAUCGGAGCAGAAGCCGCCCCCGCCACGGUCUAAAGGACAAGUCGUCGGUUCCUCGCAAUGGGUCGAAAAACAAGUCGACCCGUCCUCACCUACGCCCGGGCACAGCCAGAACAGCUCCAUAGGCGGAUCGCCCGUGUCGAGUCAUACGUCGCUUCCUCUCCUUCCCCUUACCGGUGCCCUUGGACCAGGAAUAGCAACUGGAAUGGGAACUGGAACGGGCACGGGAAUGGGAACGGGAACGGGAAUGGGAACUGGAGGAACUAGCGAAGCUACAGCUAAAUUGUCUAUGGCUACAGCUAAAUUUUCUAUGGCUACAGCUAAAUUUUCUAUGGCUACAGCUAAAUCGUCUAUGGCUACAUCUACAUCUACAGGUACAGGUACAUCUACGGCUACGCCGGCUCUUGGAGUCGGAGAAGCACCCACAGGACCCACAGGACCUAAACCCACAAACGCGAAUGUGCCUACUGCACCACGAGCAAUGCGCGGCAAACAAACGACGAUGACGAUGUCCCUCAACGAAUUCAUCGCAGGGCCUUCGAAGCCCAAGAAAGCAGGAUGGAACAACGACAAGGGCAGCUCAGCGGGUGGGAAUAAGAAGUUUUCGUUGAAGGAUGCGGAGGCGGAUGCGGAUGCGCCGCCUGUUAAUGCUUGGUCCAAAAAACUACACAUCCCCCCUUCAGAAAAACAAACGAUGAUUCUGCCUACACCCGCAAUAUGGACGCUCGACGAGACGACGGAUUAUUCGGGGUGGGAUAUUCCCAUGUCGCCUGCGCCUGCACAUGAACGUGAACUUGCACCUGAACCUGAAUUUGGACCUGAACUUGGACAUGGAUAUGGACCUGAUUUCGCGUUGGCGCAGAAGGCAAACGCGAAGGCGAAGGCGAAAGAGGGUUCGACUUGGGCGGGCAAGGCAAAGGCUUCGGCAUCGACAUCGGCAUCCGCGGCAAAACCAAAGGCUCAGGCUCAUGCUCAAGCAAAGCCGAAGACGACCUCGAAUGAGAAAACAAAGGCGAACGCGAACGCGAAGGCAAAGACGGGUUCGUCAAAGGAGACACGUACACGCCCUCAAGCAGAAACAGAUCAAGAACCAGAUUCAGAACCAGAUCAAGAACCAGAACCGGAACAAGAUCAAGAUCGCGAUCAAGCUUCUUUGUCUUUGUCACCUUUGUCUCCUCGCUUCUCUCCUCGCGCCGACACGGAUGGAGAGGGAGAGCAUCCACACAAGAGCAGGCGGCGGGACAGGGGCAGCAAAGGAAAGGGCAAAGAAAGAGAAAGAGGAGAUACAUCGGAAAGAGACGAUGUGGAUAAGGGGUACAGUCACAGUUACAAUCACAAUUACACAUCAAGGACGCAGUCCAACGCACAGGAGGAUGUAGAGAUGGCAGACGCACAAAACGACGACAAUGACAACGACAAGGAAAAGGACAAAGGGGAAUCAAAAGUAAUCUACGUCCCCGAACCAGACCCUACAAACCCAAGCAUGUUCACGCCCAAAGAGAUGCAGCGCGAGCGCGAUCGGAAUGGCGGGUUGAGGCCGUGGGAGAGGGGAAAUAUUAUGUGGGAUGUGGACAUGGAUUGGGCGGCGUAUGUGCAGGAGAAUGGGGGUGGGGGCAGGGGCGUGGGUGGAGGUGAGGGUGGGGGUGGGGGUGGGGAUGAGAAGGGGAAGGGUAAGGAGAAAGAGAGGGAUAAAGGGAAAGGCAGGGAGAGAGACAAGUACAAGGAGCGUGAUCGUGACAGAGAUCGUGACCAUGUUCGUGACCGAGAACACGACCGUGACCGUGACAGAGAACGCGACCGGGACCGCGACAGAGAUCGUGACCGCGACCGCAAUAGGGAUAGAGACCGAGAGCGCGAAAGGGACAAAGACAAAGACAAAGACAAAGCCAGAGCUCGCGACAAGGAUACCGAUCGUGACCGCGACCGUGACCGCGACCGCGACCGCGAUCGUCAUCAUAAGGAUAAGGAUAAGUAUAAAGAUGGUGAGCGCGACCGUGAUCGAGAGAGGGAUAGAGAUAGGGGCAAGGACGGGUAUAAAUCCAGCCAUCGGGAACGCGAACGCGAGAGUCGGCGCGAUAAAGACAGACAUGGAGAGAAGGAGAGAGAUCGUGAUAGAGACAGGGAUAGAGAUAGGGAUAGGGAUAGGGAUAGGGAUAGGGAGCGGCGGGAUAGAGACAAGGACAGAGACCGCGACAGAGACCGCGACCGCGACCGUCAUCGCAAUAAAGACCGCGACCGCGACUACGACCGCGACAGAGACACGCGCGAUCGCAAUAACGAUCACGACCACGACCACGACCACGACCACGACCACGACCAAGACCACGACCACGAUCGCGACCAAGACCGCCCCAACCACAACCACAGCCAACAAGAUAAAGAGGACCCCUCCAACUCCCAAUCCCAAUUCCCCUCCCAAACCCAAACCCAAACCCAAACCCAAACCCAAACCCACCCCCAAACCCCCUCCAACCACACCAACAAACGCAAAUCCGACACCAGCUUCGACAUCAACGGCGAGCUGCGGUACGACGCCAACGGCAACCCCGACAACUCGCAUGAGAGCCGGAAACGGAUGAGUCCUGGGCCUGUGCGCGGGCGUGGGGAUGGGCGUGGGCGUGGAGGUGGGGAUUGGGGAGGUGGGGAUGGUGCUGCGACGUGGGCUUCGUUUGGUGCGUCUGCGUUGGAGGCGCAGGCACAGUCGCAGUCGCAGGCGGAGCCAUCGUUUGGGUCGUCUGCGUCUCCGUUCAAAGCCCCGGCACAAGCAGAGCCAACGAUCAUAUGGGAUCUAACAGCACCUACAUCCAACGCCAACGCCUACGGAGCCUCGCCUUGGGCUGACGAUCCUGCUCCUUCUCCUGCUCCCGCUCCUGGUUCUGCUUCUGGUCACGGUCACGGUCACGGUCACAGCCACGCUCACACCCAUAGUGCAACAGCCUCGCCUUGGGCUGACGAUCCUUCUCCUGCUCCUGCUCCUGUUCCUACUCCUGGUCCUGGUCCUGGUCCUGAUCCUGGUCCAGCUGACUCAGCCGAUAUCCCAAUGCCCUCUCCAUGGGCAUCAUCCCCAGCCCGUCCUCACAACCGCGCAGAAGAAGACGCGAGGGCAUGGGGCAGCGGCGGCGGUGCUGAUUCAUCUAGAUCUCGUAAUCGCGCAGAAGAAGACGAAAAGGCAUGGGGUGGUGGUGGUGGUGGUGUAGCCGACAGCCAGUGGGCGUCGAUCCUAGGCGUAGGCGACUCGACGGCAAACUCAUGGAGCGGGUCUGUAGCGGGAUCGCCAUUCAAAUCCGACCGUGGCGGCGGUAGAGGUAGAGGUAGAGGUAGAGGCGGUAGCAUCCACGGCGCUAACAGCAGCAUCUACGGUGGCGACCGUGACCACGGCGGUAGCACCAUCCGCGACCACGGCAGCAUCCGUGGCAGCGACCGUGGCGGCGACCGUGGCGGAGGACGUGGCCGCGGCCGCGGGCGCUACAGAGACCCGCACGACACCUACAUCCCCCCUGCCCCAUUCGGCAGCGGCGAGCGGCGAAAGCCAGGCGAAGGGCUUGCGCGUGCUGCCAAGUUUGCCGUUGAGUGGGCGCCUAGGAAGAGGAGGGGCGGCGAUGGGGGCGGGAGCGGGGGCGGCAACAAGAACAAGGAUAAGGAGAAGGAGGUUGGCGGGUGGGACGGCAACGCCGAAAAACGGCGCAAGGAGAUGGAAGAACGCAAGGCGCAAACCCAGGACGUAGAUAUGAGCGCUAUAAACGACUGGGCCAACCCCUACCCCAACCCCAACCCCAACCAGGGUAAAACCCUCACUGGCAUCAACGACUGGGCAAACGACGGCAUCGACGACGCAAGUGAAUGGGCCGACACUGGGGCCGAGGCCGAGUCGGAAUCUGGGGCUCAUAUACGCAAUUGGGCGAAUGCGGUGGUGGAUGAUGGCAGCGAGUGGGCGGAGCAUGAUAGGCCACCUUUUGCUUCUGCUCCUCCUUCUGCUGUCGACGAGGAAGAGGAGGUGGAGGAUGUGGAUGUGGAGGAUGUGAAUAUGGAAGAAGGCGUCGAAGAUCCGCCUGCGUCUGUGGACGACGGAUCUGCGUCUGCUUCUGUUUCUGCCUCCGCUGAAGCUGGGGCUGGAGCUGAGUUCAACGAAGAAGAAGGGGGCGGGGGAGAUGAUACUGUUGAGGCGGACACAACAGCGCACAUGGACGUGGACAUGGACUGGGCCUCCGCGCCUGCACCCGCGCCUACAAAAACCUCUUACGCUUUGCCCGCUUCUUCUUCUUCAUUUGCACAUAUCACCAACACCAAGACGAAGAAGGACAGAGCAGCCGAGGCAGAGGCAGAAUGGGGUCUUCCUCCUCCCGUACCCGACAAAGCCAAAUCAAAGAAAGAGGAGAAGAACAAAGCUGUCGAGUACGACUGGGCAGGCAACCUAAUCGACGUUGACGAGUACAUGAAAGAAUGGGGCGCCCCUUCUCCUCCUCCUGCUUUUGCGCCGACUAUGAAGGAAAAAGGAGGAGAGAGGAAGGAAAAAGAAAAACAAGUCAAGCUAGACUGGGCAGGAAACCCAAUCGGCGGCGAUCCAGAUGCCGAUAUGGCGGUGUGGGGUGGUGGUGGUGGGGUUGAGAGGAAGGACAAGUACAAGCAACAGGAAAAGGAAAAGGACAAGGAAAAGGAAAAAGAAAAAGAAGUCAAGCUAGACUGGGCAGGAAACCCCAUCGGCGGCGAUCCAGAUGCUGAUAUGGCGGUGUGGGGUGGUGGGGCAAAGCAAAAGCAAAAAGAGAGAGAAAAAGAAAAAGAGGUCGAGCUAGACUGGGCAGGAAACCCAAUCGGCGGCGAUCCAGAUGCCGAUAUGGCUGUUUGGGGUGGUGGUGGUGGAGGGGGGGAUGAGUUCGCGUCUUCUUCUUCUUAUUCUAAGACGAACGAGAAGGCGGACAGGAAGGAGUUUAAGAAACCGGACUUCAAGAGGAAGGAGAGUAGGUGGGGUGAGGGUAGGAGUGAAAGCAGGAGGAACGAGAGCAGGGGUGAGGGUAGGUGGGGUGAGAGUAGGAGUGAAAGUAGGAACGAGAGUAGGAAGGGUGAGAGUAGGUGGGGUGAGAGUAGGAGAGACGAUAGUAGCAGGAGGGAUGAUAGCAGGAGCAGGAACUACGACACCAGAAGCUACGACAACAAACGGAACGACAGCAGGAACUACGAAAGCAAACGGAACAGCAGCGGCAAAAACUACGAUGGCGAUGGCAGGAGCAACCGCGACGAUAGCAGGAGCAGGAGCAACGCCUUCAGCAAGAAGGAGAAGAGGGAUAAGGGGAGUAAGGGGAGUAAGAAAUAUGAAGGAGGCAAAAGUGACUUUGACUGGGUAGCCAGCCUCAACCUCAACUUCAAUCACAAUCACAACCAUAACGUCAACCACAACGAGCCCAAGUCUGAUAGAGCACCCGUCGAGCUCGAUUGGGCUGGUAAUCCCAUUACCGUCGAUCCAGCGGAAUGGGGUCUCACUCCAGAAGACGUCGCACCUCUACCUUCCCCAUUCCCUUCGUCAACCAAAGCGAACAAGAAACGCAAGGACGUUCCACCGGACUCGGAUUGGGCUGGCAGUUCAGCACAUGGCGAGAAGGCAGAGGCAGAGGCAGAGACGGAGGCAGAGGCGGAGGCGGGCAAUGAAGUCGAGUUGGACUGGGCGGGAAAUCCUAUUGUGCGCGAUAUCGCUGCUGAGAUGGCCGCGUGGGGGUUGAGCGCUGCUGAUUUCGCCGCCCCCUCCUCCUCUACCUCCACCUCCGACGUUGGGAGGGGUGCGGGUGUGUGGAAUGUGAAUUUGGAUGUGACGACGGCGGGGGCGGGGGCGGGGGCGGGAAAGUCAGUCAAAGAGGAAGAGCUGAUCUGCCCGACGCAUAAUAUUGCGUGUAGGAAGGGGAUAUGUAGGGAUAUGGCGGAGCUUGUGAGGGUUAAUCGGAAGCGCCGCGAGCGCGAGAUGCGGGAGAGGGGUAGGGAGGGGGGUAGAGAGGGGGGUAGGGAGGGGGGUAGGGAUAGAGAGGGUAGAGAGGGUAGAGAGGGUAGAGACAGGGACAGGGAUAGGGACAGGGAUAGGGAUAGGCAGAAGGAUAAGGAUAGGAGGGGAGGAACUUCACGGACGCCUUUGCCUUCUCCGUCUAAAAGACAACAACAACCAUAUCGAGCGCCUGAGACUGAGAAGGAAAAGGAGAUGGAGAUGGAGGUCGAGCUGGACUGGGCGGGUAAUCCUGUCAAGGGCGAUCCGACGGAGUGGGGUCUUACACCUGAGGAAGUCGCGCUUGCACCCACCGCCUCUUCAUCCAAACUCAAACAGCCAAAACAGACAGAAGUCGAAUUGGACUGGGCGGGGAAUCCUAUCAAGGGCGAUCCGACGGAGUGGGGGCUUACACCUGAAGAAGUUGCGCCUGCACCCAUCGCAUCUUCAUCCAAACCCAAACCCAAACCCAAACCCACCAGACAGCCAGAAGUCGAAUUGGACUGGGCGGGCAAUCCUGUCAAGGGCGAUCCUACGGAGUGGGGGCUUACACCUGAGGAAGUGGCGCCUGCACCCGUCGCAUCCUCGUCGAAACCCAAACCCAAACCCAAACCCACCAGACAGCCAGAAGUCGAAUUGGACUGGGCGGGCAAUCCGGUCAAGGGCGAUCCUACGGAGUGGGGGUUAACGGAGGAGGAUGUCGCGCCUUUGCCUUCUACGAAAGGAAAACAAAAGGAGAAGGAGGUCGAGUUGGACUGGGCGGGUAAUCCUGUCAAUGAUGAUCCGUCUGUGUGGGGGUUAACGGAGGAGGAUGUAGCGCCUUUGCCUUCUAACAAAGGGAAAGGGAAAGGGAAGCAGAAAACCGUUGAACUUGAUUGGGCGGGCAAUCCUGUCAAUGAUGAUCCGUCUGUGUGGGGUUUGACGGAGGAGGAUGUAGCGCCUUUGCCUUCUAAUAAAGGGAAAGGCAAGCAGAAAACCGUUGAACUUGAUUGGGCGGGCAAUCCUGUCAAUGAUGAUCCGUCGGUGUGGGGUCUCACGGAGGAUGAUUUGCAAGGAGAAGAAGAAAAAGAGCCAGAGCUAGAUUGGGCAGGCAAUCCCACCACCACGACAUCCUGGGCAUCAAUAGCAGGCGCAGGCGCAUACAAGUCCCCUGUAGAUAAUAUCACGAGAGUGGAAGAUCUCGUUUGCCCGGUGCAUGGGAGGGCGUGUAAGAGGGAUGGGUGUCCGGAUAUGGCGAAUUUGACGUGGGAGUUUAAUUGGAGGGAGAGGCAGCGGGUGAAGGCGGCGCAGAGGGAGAGGGAGAGGGAGAGGGAGAGGGAGAUGGCGGCGAGGGGUGGAUCGCAAGGUCUAUGGGGCACUCCAGAAGCUCCCGCUCCCGCUGCGAAAAGGCGUAGACGAAGGAGUAGGAAAACGGAGCCGAAGCAUAUUAUGAAGCCUAUGCUUAUGGGCACGAUGAGAGGGUUCCACACGGACGAUUUGAAGAGGGCGAAGGCGGAGAAGGAGGCUAGGAAGUUGAUGGAGGAGGCUGAACUUGCUGAGGGUGAGGCUGAAGGUGGAAGUGGAGGUGAAGCUGAGGGUGAAGAUGGAGGUGGAGGUGUUGAUAAGAGUCGACUUGAAGAUGUUGCGGAGGACGAUCGUGAAGGUGCGGAUGCGGAAGAUGAUCGGAUGGCUGUGGAAGUGUAG